Molecule: messenger RNA, 288 nt
Organism: Colletotrichum tamarilloi
Lineage: Eukaryota; Fungi; Ascomycota; Sordariomycetes; Glomerellales; Glomerellaceae
Exons: 1
Coding region: 1-288 (95 amino acids)
Source: RefSeq, a predicted model, not a curated record
AUGAAAUCUUCAGCAAUCAUAUCGAAGUUCUGCCAGCCGAGGGACGACCCUCUUAGAGUUAGCGGUCCCAAGCUCUCAAGAAGUUCCCUGAGCCCCGCUCGAAUACCACCCGUGGACAGCAUCGAUGCAACUGGCCUCAAUUCCGGCUCCGAGCUUUACUGGAAACGGUUUUCUCUGCAUGGUGCGGGGCCCGCGGAAGGACAGCCCUCGACAACUCUACCAGAGAAACCAGACGGAGGACUCAAACAGCUCAACUUUGUGUCGUCAUGUCACGCACGACUCGAAUGA